Dermacentor silvarum is the source of this 2891-nucleotide messenger RNA. RefSeq lists its product as uncharacterized. Gene Ontology annotation, biological process: chitin catabolic process. Lineage: Eukaryota; Metazoa; Arthropoda; Arachnida; Ixodida; Ixodidae. The transcript is spliced from 23 exons. Gene Ontology annotation, cellular component: extracellular region. Gene Ontology annotation, molecular function: chitinase activity; chitin binding. The record is from RefSeq and is a predicted model, not a curated record. Bases 25 to 2814 code for a protein of 929 amino acids.
CUUCCAGUGGCGACGCUCUUCUGGAUGCACAAACACGGCCUGGAGAGGCUGGCGCUGUUCGUUAGAAACUCGGGCUAUUCUGAGGCGCAUCUGAAAAGACUCAUAUCGCUGAUCAAGAUGAUCCGCACGAGUCUGCGGACGGUGUUGACAGAUCAGGUUAAAGAGAUCAUCGUUGCCGUGCCGCUGCAAAGGAGAGUUCCAGUCACAGAGCUGCUACAAUACGCUGAUACCAUCAUCUACAUCGCACACCAUUCCGUUCCGAGCGAGAGUUGCGCGGUCGUUUUCCCAUCUACCUUCGGAGCUAAUUACAGCUUCUCCGAUAUGGAACGGGCUGACCUGCUGCCCUCUGGUGACAAGGGCGCCGUCAGAACGAAGCGCUUCUGCGUCUCCGUCAGCAUGGCCGUGCUUCGCUUCCUGCUCAGCGAGCCCAUCUCCAGCGUGGCUAACAGCACGUGCUUUGGCGAGAGCUGGGUCUCCUACGACCAGACCUGCCUUGAAGGGGAAGCGACAGCGACGUACGACGCAGAAUCUAUGGCCGUUCUAAAGCAAGGCGACGGCUACGCUUUUACAUUUGAAAGCGAAGAGUCCCUCCACCUUAAGGCCCGGCGUAUCGUGGACCUACUCGGUGCCAAAGCCUGCGUGGCUGCGUUCCACGUCGAGUACGAUGCAGGUCGCAACGCUUGUGCUGCCCUGAGGCACUCCGACUCCCGACUUGUCGAGCUGGCUUCGGCAUUACACGAUAAAGAACACAGGGUCACUACUGCAAAGCUGUCACCGGAAGGUUCGACACAUCCGCACCGCGAAGGACGCAUGGGCCAGGAUACGCUGCAUGGCGGAUUUUUGAUCUGCAUCUUGUCUGAGAAGCCUCCGAGUCCUAUUCAACUUCCGCAACGAGCUUGCAGCCUCACGGUAUACCAGCACGUCUUUUACGACAGGACCACUGACCGCGUCAUGCCCAGGGAUGUCACCUCGUUUCGCGACUUCGUGGAGCUGAGCAAGCGCGACCUGAGUUCUCGUCUGGUGGGCGCGUUCGACGACUUGGGCUUCACGGUUCCCUGGGCGAGCGACCACCUCUACCCGGGCCGCUUCGCUCGCUCGGCGGCUUCGUGGUGUCGUGACUACGCGCUACACGGCGUCGCUUUCCUGCCACUCAACUUCAGCGCCCUUCAACGCGCCGAGGCGUCCAUCCGGGCACUGAACAAUAUGAGCACUGUGAGACCGCUGGUGGUCUUGGGAAUGCCUCGCACCGACGACCAACUCAUCUUAAAUCGGCUUGCGCCGCACGUGGACGUAAUCGUGUUCCUUACCCACCACAUCGGUCCUUCCAAGCCGUGCCGAGUCACCUUUCCAUCAAGCCGCAUGAUGACGAUCGACAGUUCCGUCUUCUUGAGGCAGACAGCGGAGCUGACCAACCAGCUGGCGCGGAUUCACCGCAACCUAGCCGGCGUGUGCGUGGCGGCUAACCUGGCGGUGCUCAAGUUCUCGCUCCCUCCAAGGCAAUCGGACCUGGACGACAGCUGCGUCGAUGAGGAGCAAGUCAACUACGCGCAGGUGUGCACUUGGGAGGGCAACGUCGAGUACGAUACUGUGUCGUCCGCGGUGCUUUCGAGGAAACACAGCGACAUGCUGACCUACGAGAACGAGUACAGCCUGGAGACAAAGGCCCGGUCCUACCUAUCUUACACACCGCUAGGCUGCGUGGCAGCCUUCAACGCUGACUACGAGGACCCGCGAGGAACAUGCCGGCAGCCGUUCUCACGCUUGGCAGCGCUUGACAACGUGCUCGGCAAACGGAAUCGUUCGCGACCAGCAGAACCUGGAACGUCGCACCGAGGGACACUCGUUUGCGUCCCUUCGCCGACUCACCGCGCCAGCGUCGACUUCCCGUUCUCCCAGUGCGACAUCUUCGUGGACGGUGAAGUGGAGUACCUCUACAACAACGUCAUCAAGACCAGCAGCUACAAAGCGAACCUACAGGGUCGGCUGCUGGAUGCCAAGCUCAACUGGACGUGCUUUGUGGUAUCCCUCGAUGCUAGCAAAGUACUGGACAAUCUCGCGGACAGCCCAGCGGCGCGGGAGAAAAUAAUUUCGUUCAUCACAAACUGGCUCUCCCGUGAAGGCCUUUGUGGACUGGCGGUGAAAGAAACGGCGAGGACGCAGCCCGUCAAGGGUCUGGCCAAGUUUCUUCAAGAGCUCUCCGAUGAGUUUAGCGAACGAAACCCCAAACCGAUCCUCAUUUUGCUCGUCUCCGCGUUUGAGCAUGAGAGCAGGCUCAAGGAACUUGGAAAAUACCCCGACUUUCUAGUCCUCACGAACGAAGUGCCGAAUGAGUCCAAAGACUGCAAGCUUCACGGCACAAUGACCGCGACAACGGACGUGGAGCUGAAGCUCUCGAUGAGCCGCCUGUUGGAGCUCUCCGAAACCCUGGGCUCCAGGGGCGGCGUGUGCUUCUCGACAACGCUGGCCGUGUACCGGUACCGGCUGCACCAGGGACUGCACGGUGCCGGAGAGAGCUGCCGGCGCAUGGCCGAGACCACCUUCGGCGAGGCUUGUCCUCCAGAAGAAUCUGCUCGCUUGGUCGAGGUUUCCUCUAUGACCUCCUACACAUACAACAAGUCCCACAUGCUCGCAUUUGAAGAUGAACGGAGCCUCCGCAUCAAGAUGGACACGUUCCUGAGCCGCUACCAGCGUGGCUGCGUGGUGGUGUUCGGCGCUGACAUGGACACUGCAGCGAGCAAUUGCACCGGCGCUCAGCACUUCGCGCGCCUCAAGACGCUUCGCUCCCUCCUGGAAAGGGCAGCAAUGCUCUCUUAGUUUCAGUCGUAACUGAUAAAACAGAGAACGCAGCGUUCAAAAAAUGUAAAUAAUAAAAAAGGCACUGCUUUGCAGAA